Molecule: messenger RNA, 878 nt
Organism: Stegodyphus dumicola
Lineage: Eukaryota; Metazoa; Arthropoda; Arachnida; Araneae; Eresidae
Gene: Tip60
Product: Histone acetyltransferase Tip60
Biological process (GO): double-strand break repair via homologous recombination; regulation of DNA-templated transcription
Cellular component (GO): NuA4 histone acetyltransferase complex
Molecular function (GO): histone H4K16 acetyltransferase activity
Source: RefSeq, a predicted model, not a curated record
GUUUAUGCUCAAAAUCUAUGUUUGUUAGCCAAGUGUUUCCUUGAUCACAAAACUCUGUAUUAUGAUACUGACCCGUUUUUGUUUUAUGUUAUGACAGAAUUAGAUAAUAGUGGAUUUCAUAUUGUUGGAUACUUUUCAAAGGUUAGAAAAGAAUCUACUGAGGAUUAUAAUGUAGCUUGUAUUUUAACACUUCCUCCAUACCAGAGAAAAGGAUAUGGAAAAAUGCUUAUAGAAUUCAGUUAUGAGCUUUCAAAAUUUGAAGGUAAAACUGGUUCUCCGGAGAAACCCCUUUCAGACUUAGGUCUACUCUCCUAUAGAAGUUACUGGUCUGAAACCAUUUUAGAAAUUCUAGUCAAUGUUAAACCACUGGAAACAGGAGAAAGACCUCAGAUAACAAUUCAAGAAAUAUCGGAGCAAACAAGUAUAAAAAAGGAAGAUGUGAUAUCCACGCUACAGUACCUUAAUUUGAUUCAUUACUACAAAGGACAAUAUAUUAUUACUUUGACCAAAGAAGUACUAGAGGCAUAUCAUAGAGCUGCUGCAAAGCGAAUAAUACGUAUAGAUUCACAAGCAUUACACUGGACUCCAAAAGAUUGGUCAAAAAGAGGAAAAUGGUGAUCUAUAUGCAUUAAAAUAGUACAAAUUCCAAAAUGUUAAGAGUUAACUGACAAAUGUAACAUUACAUAACAACUGUAACAUGAACUUAGACCGGCUGAAAAUUGCUGUCUUCAAAGUGCCAUAAUCGGAUUUUAUUGUUAUGGUUUGUAUAUAUUGUAUCUUUGUUAUUUUGUGAUGUUAAUUAAUAGUGAAAGUGAUAUACAUGUGCUGUACUAAUUUAUUGUUACCUUAAGUUGAACAUUAAAUCUAGUUCUGUGUUU